This is a messenger RNA of Carlito syrichta (Philippine tarsier), 8601 nucleotides long. RefSeq names its product Rho GTPase activating protein 32 (gene ARHGAP32). The transcript is spliced from 8 exons. Gene Ontology annotation, biological process: small GTPase-mediated signal transduction. Gene Ontology annotation, molecular function: GTPase activator activity. Bases 16 to 4842 code for a protein of 1608 amino acids. The record is from RefSeq and is a predicted model, not a curated record. Lineage: Eukaryota; Metazoa; Chordata; Mammalia; Primates; Tarsiidae. Gene Ontology annotation, cellular component: cell cortex; Golgi apparatus; fibrillar center.
ACACUGGAAUUCUUGAUGAGACACUUGUCUCUUCUAGCUGACUAUUGUUCCAUCACAAAUAUGCAUGCAAAAAACCUAGCCAUUGUUUGGGCUCCAAACCUGUUAAGAUCAAAGCAGAUAGAGUCUGCCUGCUUCAGUGGAACUGCAGCUUUCAUGGAAGUGCGAAUUCAAUCUGUGGUUGUUGAAUUCAUCCUCAAUCACGUUGAUGUGCUCUUCAGUGGCAAAAUCAGCGUGGUCAUGCAAGAAGGGGCAGCUUCUUUAUCGAGACCCAAGUCUUUGCUGGUAUCCUCCCCAUCCACCAAGCUGCUGACAUUGGAGGAAGCCCAAGCACGAACACAAGCUCAGGUCAAUUCUCCAAUUGUGACUGAAAAUAAAUAUAUUGAAGUAGGAGAAGGACCUGCUGCACUUCAGGGAAAAUUUCAUACCAUAAUUGAGUUUCCUCUUGAAAGAAAGAGGCCUCAAAAUAAGAUGAAAAAAUCCCCUGUGGGCAGCUGGCGUUCCUUUUUCAACUUGGGGAAAUCAUCAUCUGUUUCUAAACGAAAGUUGCAGCGUAACGAGAGUGAGCCUUCAGAGAUGAAAGCCAUGGCUCUGAAAGGUGGCAGAGCAGAAGGAACCCUCCGCUCAGCUAAAAGUGAAGAGUCUCUUACAUCUCUCCAUGCAGUUGAUGGUGAUACCAAACUCUUCCGACCCAGAAGACCCAGAUCUAGCAGUGAUGCACUGUCUGCUUCUUUUAAUGGAGAAAUGCUGGGGAACCGUUGUAAUUCCUAUGAUAAUCUGCCGCAUGACAAUGAAAGUGAGGAGGAAGUCGGGCUGCUCCAUAUUCCAGCCCUAAUGUCUCCUCAUUCAGCUGAGGAUGUUGACUUGAGCCCACCAGACAUUGGAGUAGCCAGCCUGGAUUUUGAUCCAAUGUCAUUUCAAUGUAGUCCUCCUAAGGCUGAAUCAGAAUGUCUGGAGAGUGGUGCUUCCUUUCUAGAUUCAUUAGGAUACUCCAAGGAUAAAUCAAGUGCCAAUAAAAAGGAUGUAGAAGUGGGUGGUAGUCAGUCUCAGACUCCAGGAAGCACUGCAAGUUCUGAACCUGUCUCUCCUCUUCAGGAGAAGCUGAGUCCAUUCUUUACCCUGGACUUGAGCCCAACUGAAGAGAAAUCAUCUAAGCCAUCCUCAUUUACUGAAAAGGUCGUCUAUGCUUUCUCUCCGAAGAUAGGACGGAAAUUAAGCAAAUCGCCUUCUAUGAACAUAUCUGAGCCAAUUUCAGUGACCCUUCCACCUCGAGUGUCAGAAGUCAUCGGUACAGUCUCAAAUACUACCGCUCAGAAUGCAUCAUCUCCAACCUGGGACAAAAGCAUUGAAGAAAGGGAUGUCACAAAUAGAUCCCCCACCCAGAUAGUAAAGAUGAAAACAAAUGAGAGAGAGGCCCAAGAAGGAUGUGAAUCUGAAGUCCAGCCCCUGGACCAGGGGGCUGCUGAAGAAGUAGAAUUGCCAGGGAAAGAGGAGCAGUCUGUCUCAAGCAGUCAGAGUAAGGCUGUAGCUUCUGGACAGACUCAGACAGGAGCAGUUGCCCAUGACCCCCCUCAGGAUUCCGUUCCUGUCAGUUCAGUCUCUCUUAUCCCACCACCACCGCCUCCGAAAAAUGUUGCCCGAAUGUUGGCGCUAGCAUUAGCUGAGUCUGCACAGCAAGCUUCAACCCAGUCUUUGAAGAGACCAGGGACUUCUCAGACUGGUUAUACAAAUUAUGGAGACAUAGCCGUGGCUACAACCGAAGAUAAACUGCCCAGUUCUUACUCUGCUGUUGCUCUAGAUAAGGCCUAUUUCCAAACGGAUCGACCAGCAGAGCAGUUUCACCUCCAGAAUAAUGCACCAGGAAACUGUGACCAGCCUCUGCCAGAGACAACAGCUAUUGGAGAUCCUAUCCAUUCCAACACAACUGAAUCUGGGGAUCAACACCGCCAAGUAGACAUGCCAGGGAAUCAACCACAUCGAACCUAUUUAUCUGGGGACCCAGAAAAGACCAGAAUUACUGCAGUUCCCUUAGCAGACUCAGAAAAAUCUGAUGAUCAUGUAAGUUUCCCUGAAGACCAGUCUGGGAAGAACAGUAUGCCGAACGUCUCCUUUGUGGAUCUGGACCAGUCUCCACUCCAUUUCCACAGUGGAGAUCAGCUUCCUUCUUAUCUUGGUGCAAGUGUGGAUAAGCCUCAUCACCCUUCAGAACUUGCAGAUAAAUCUCUCACACUUAAUUUGCAUAGGGACAAAAUUUACCCUCCUUCUGGAUCCAUUGCAGACAAAUCUCCCACACCUUCUAAUUUUCCUAGAGACAAUACCUAUCCUCCUUCUGGGUCCCCUGAAGAGAAUACCAGCAUAGCCACUAUGACUUACAUAACAGCUACUCCAGCAACAACUGAAAUGAGCACCAAGGAAGUCAACUGGGACGUGGCUGAACUACCCGCUGCUGCUGACUUUGCUGUUGCCACCCUUCAGCGCACACAUAGAACUAAUCGUCCCCUUCCCCCACCUCCUUCCCAGAGAUCAGCAGAACAGCCGCCAGUUGUGGGGCAGGUGCAAGUAGCAGCCAGUAUAGGAUUAAAUAAUUCUCACAAGAUUCAAGGAAUAGUUCCAGCUCCAGAGAGGCCACCUGAACCUCGAGCCAUGGAUGACCCUGCAUCUGUCUUUGUCAAUGAAGGUGGUACAGCUGCUCAGUGUCCCAUGGCUCCUGCUCUCCAGCCAGGCCUGCCUGAGAAAGUACGGGAUGGUGCCCGGGCCCCACUACUGCACCUGCGUGCUGAGUCUGUCCCUGUGCACUCCUGUGGCUUCCCUGCACCAAUGCCCCCCACCAGGACGAUGGAGAGCAAGAUCGCUGCUGCCAUACACUCCAGCAGUGCGGAUGCCACCAGCAGUUCAAAUUAUCAUUCCUUUGUCACUGCUUCAUCUGCCUCUGUGGACAAUGUGUUGCCUUUACCACUUCCUAUCCCACAACCCAAGCAUACUUCUCAGAAAACAGUUUACCCAUCUUUUGCUAGGCCUGAUGUCACCACUGAGCCCUAUGGGCCAGAAAACUGUUUGCAUUUCAGUAUGACUCCAAACUGCCAGUACCGUCCCCAGAGUGUUCCUCUACAUCACAAUAAAUUGGAGCAACACCAAGUGUUUGGUGCCAGGUCAGAGCCACCAGCCUCCAUGGGUCCUCGUUAUAACACAUAUGUAGCCCCAGGAAGAAGUAUGUCUGGACACCACUCCAAGCCAUGCAGCCGGAUCGAAUAUGUAUCUUCUUUGAGCUCCUCUGUUAGGAGUACUUGUUACCCUGAAGAUAUGCCACCAUACCCUACCAUCCGGAGGGUACAGUCUCUCCAUGCCCCACCAUCUUCCAUGAUUCGCUCUGUUCCCAUUUCACGGACAGAAGUUCCCCCAGAUGAUGAACCAGCCUACUGCCCAAGACCUCUGUACCAAUAUAAGCCAUAUCAAUCCUCCCAGGCCCGCUCAGAUUAUCAUGUAACUCAGCUUCAGCCUUACUUUGAGAAUGGACGGGUCCACUACCGGUAUAGCCCAUAUUCCAGUUCUUCUAGUUCCUAUUACAGUCCAGAUGGGGCCCUGUGUGAUGUGGAUGCCUACGGCACAGUCCAGUUGAGACCCCUUCAUCGCCUACCCCAUCGCGAUUUUGCUUUCUAUAAUCCUAGGUUGCAAGGAAAGAACUUGUACAGUUAUGCCGGUUUGCCUCCACGUCCCCGGGCCAACAUGACUGGCUAUUUCUCCGGUAAUGACCAUAAUGUAGUCAACAUGCCUCCAACUGCUGAUGUAAAGCACACCUAUGCCUCAUGGGAUCUUGAGGACAUGGAAAAGUACCGCAUGCAAUCUAUCCGCAGAGAGAGCCGUGCUCGGCAGAAGGUGAAAGGGCCUGUUAUGUCCCAGUAUGAUAAUAUGACCCCAGCUGUUCAAGACGACUUGGGGGGGAUCUAUGUCAUCCAUUUGCGUAGUAAAUCAGAUCCUGGGAAAACUGGACUUCUCUCAGUGGCAGAGGGAAAGGAAGGCCGACACCCAGCAAAGGCCAUCAGUCCUGAGGGAGAUGACCGCUUCUAUAGGAAGCAUCCCGAGCCAGAGUUGGAGAGAGCACACCACCAUGGAGGAUAUGGCAAUACUCACUCAGAGAAACCAUCCCUCCCUCAGAAGCAGAGCAGCCUGAGGAACAGAAAGCUUCAUGACAUGGGAUGUAGUCUUCCUGAGCACAGGGCACACCAGGAAGCAAGCCAUAGGCAACUAUGUGAGUCAAAAAAUGGGCCACCUUUCCCCCAGGGAGCUAGCCAAUUAGAUUAUGGGUCCAAAGGGAUUCCAGAUACUUCUGAGCCAGUUAGCUACCAUAACUCUGGAAUGAAAUAUGCUACAUCAGGGCAGGAAUCUUUGAGACUGAACCACAAAGAGGUGAGGCUCCCCAAAGAGCUAGAGCGGCCUUGGGCUAGGCAGCCUCCUGCCCCAGAGAAACACUCCAGAGACUGCUACAAGGAGGAAGAACACCUCACUCAGUCAAUGGUCCCACCCCCUAAACCAGAGAGGAGUCAUAGCCUAAAACUCCAUCAUUCCCAGAACGUGGACAGGGACCCCAGUAUGCUGUACCAAUACCAACCACACGGCAAGCGUCAGAGCAGUAUAACUGUUGUGUCCCAGUAUGAUAACCUGGAAGAUUACCACUCCCUGCCUCAGCAUCAGCGAGGAGUCUUUGGAGGGGGAGGUAUGGGGUCGUAUGUGCCCCCCAGCUUUUCCCAUCCACAAAGCAGGACAUAUGCUACAGCUUUGGGUCAAGGGGCCUUCCUGCCCACAGAGUUGGCCUUGCAGCAUCCUGAAACACAGAUCCAUGCAGAAUGAGCCCUGGGAGCAAUAGAGUUGAAGCAGCCUCUGCUGGACAGUGGACUGUUCUAUUUUUUUUCAAUAACCAAAAAGAUUAAAACACAAACAAAGCUAUAAAACCCCUGACCACAUUAAAAAAACAAAAGCAGAAUAAAGGUAAACAAUCACCUUUUUUCCCCUUCCCUGCUUCAUUACCACCUCUUCCAUCUAUAGACUGUGUCAUUUUUGUCUUAAAAAAAGGUCUGAAUGAUGGUAAGCACUGUGUUGAAACCUAGUAAAGAAAUUUGUCACAGACCGUACUUGCCAUAUAGGGCUAAUCUGUAAGAGCCUGAGGACUGCCUUUAACUAAAUUUGAGUUUAACUUUGUCCUUUCUUCUUAGUAUUUGCGACAUAAUUCAGAGCAGUUCCCAUCUAUUUCCUUGGCUUUUGCAUUCACUGUUGUGUUCCUGUUUCUUCAGUAGUUGUACAACUUGCCCAGAUAGGCACUCUAUUCUCACUUUGUUCUCCCUGUCUGAGAAGGGUUUUGUGUUCAAUUAGCACGGAGGAAAAAACCUCCCUGACCCUUCGAGAUAAGUCAGUCAGACAAUUAGCAACAUUAUAAUUACAAAUAAGGAAUUAUGACUUUAAAUUAAGCAUUUAAUAGUGUCAUAAAAUGUCGGACCAUUUAGACUCAAGCCAAACCAUACUCUUUACAUUCUUAUUUUUCAUCCUUGUUCCUCACAGUUCAAUCAACAGGCUCCUAUCACUGCAGAAAGGAUUUUGUUAAAGUUAGAAUUUAAGGAAACUUCUUUGGUGGAAGGAAGUAUAAAAUUCUUACUAUCAUUGAAUUUUGUCAGCACCAGAAAACUUUAUCAGUGCUUUUAAUGUGUCGUCUGCCUUCAAGUUUUCUUCCUCUCAAAUAAUAUUUGGUAAAUUGCAGUUCUAGUAAGACAUGUCAUACCAUUUGUUUUCCUAAAUUAGCUGCUUUUUUCAUUAAAGAAAGCCAGCAUGGUUUGACAGAAUAAAUACAUAAUUUAUUACUAAUGUACAUUUACAUGUUUCUGUUUUUAAACUAGAGUACAGGUUCCCUGGGAAUUAGUGGCUACUAAUUAUCUGUUAGUAAACUGAAAGUUUCUGCAAUACCCACUUAGUACACAGCCUCAUUUCACUGGUUAUCAUUUCCGUCCUAAGGCAUUGCAUGUCUUUUGCUUACUCUGUACUUGUGUGGUCACAGUCUUACUGUAAUUGCCAUCUACACCAGCAUUUCAGAUAUAGCUCUUUAGAACUCUGUAGACAUGGUAUACAUGUUUAACACCCAGGACUUUUUAAAGUUGCAUUCCUUAUUAGAGGAGGAAAACUCUAGCUCAACUCCAUUCUGUUUUCUCAGCCCACUCCCCACAGUGCAUCCAAGAAGCAAGGCAGUCCUGUGUUUACAAAAUGAGUUUAGAUUGUCACUUCAUUCCACAACUCUUAAUAAUAUUCAAGUUUUAUACAUUCACAUAUUUUAAAUGUUCCGAUAUAGGAGAAUUUCAUUCCAUUUACUAGAUGGUUUCUGCUCUGGCUUUUUAGAACUUGGAAUUUUUAUUUAGAGCAAAGGAGGAAAUAUUUUUAAAAGGCUAAAAUCAUGCUGCUAUUAUUGCUGUGAAAUUGUAUAAAGAUUAGGAUUCAUGCCAAUUUUUUAAUUUAAAACAAUCAUGAGAUUGCAUUUUAAGGGUUUAUAUUUAGAAAAAUAAAAUGUGUUAAGAACACAUUUAUAAGUGGAAAUACUCUAUAAGGUUUUCUUGUUCCCCAAGAAUUGAUCAGAGGGAUGCAGUAAAGACCAUAGUAGGAGUCUUGAAGCACCAAUAUGUAAAAUGUCUGUGGAAGCUUAGGCUCCUACAUUAAAAGUACCAACCCAACUGGUAUAUAGUCAAAGUAUUAGAAAACCUGAUAGGAUACCUCCAUUUGGCACAAAAACACACUGGGUGCUACAUACAGGAGUUUGAUCUCUGGUGACUAUGCAGCACUAAUUUUUUUUUUUACCUUAACCAUCUUUUAUGUCAAGUAGGCAAUCCAUUGCCCCUUGGAGGCCACACUAGCCCUGUAGGUUCUCACCAGCAGCAUGGAGGUUAGGAGGAGGGGCUGGUGUGACCAGGAGAUAAACAUGACGUUCGUACCUGAGAGCUCAAAGCAAGUGGUGCAAGAAGUUUUCCAGUUUUAAUAUUUGUGGAUUUGUUGUCACACACAUUGUUUCGUCUGAAACUAUAGUUUGUUUUAUAAAUAUGAAGACUGAUGCCUCAGCAAUUUCUUUUUUAAUAACAUCCUAUGGGUUUAGAAAUAAGAGGUAAACAUUUCAAAUACAGGAUGAUGAUUCAAAUUACUGGUAUAAUCAUGAAACACAAACUUUAGAUAAAAUCGAGAGUUGUUUCAUUUAAUGUAUGUGCAACAGCCUUAACUUUGGGUUCAGUUAUUUGAAUGACUUUGCCUGAAUCUUUCCCAUUCUAAAAUUGGGUAGAAAUUGGAUGGCAAAUCACUGUGAGCCAGUUACCUCAGCAUAGUUCACCGUGUGUGUGACUUCACAAAUAUAGUAAUUGAAUGUUAUUACUUUCAAAUUUUGACAUGAAGCAUUAUGAUCAAGGAAAUGGAGUUGCCUUAUGCAUUAAACCCAUAAUUUAAUUCUAUCGACAUUUUCAUAGUCAUGCCUCCAGAUUUUAUCUUUUUUGGCAAAAUUUUGAUUCCACAGUUUGGUUUGACUGAAAUAAAUAUUUCCUGGAUGUCUGGCUAGAAACUUUGCUAACAACCCCAGAGGUGCCAUUUUCUUAUUAAUAAAUUUCAUCUGAGCCUUACUUCUUCCUGUAUUCAAUUUCCUUUCAUACAUGCAAGUCCCUGGGAUGGUCCCAUGGGUAGGGCAUGCACAUUUCUUAUAAUAACAAAGCAUUUUAAAAAAUUUAAGGUCAGGUUGAAAAAUUCUAGGACUAAUUCUGCAAAGAGGAGGGACCGUUAACAGGCGUGAGGAUAGAAGAGUAGGUUAUCACAUUUGCAGCAGCAAUAGAUGAAUAUGAUGUAAAUUUGAGAUUUGUCUUGCUAGUUGAAGAAAGAGCCUACAAAAUCCAUUUUUCUGUUUUCAGCUUGUCAGUCACCCAUUCAGUAUGUUGGCAAAGUACCGCCUGAGCAGAGUGUGUAAGGAAAUAAUAAUGAAAGCAAAAGUAUGUCAGAAAGUGACUUCCAAAUGGUUGAAGGCAUGUGAUUUUCAGCACGGUGUGUUACAGAAAUGUCAAGAAUGGUGUAUUUAAUAUGUGCAAGAUAAUGUCAAUGUGCACAGAGGGUCUUUAUUUCUUAUCUAAGUAAUACUGUUAAUGUUCAAGAAUAAAAAUGAUUGUUUUACAGUUUAGAUUCUGAGAUAGCAAAACCUGAUUUUUCAGCCAUGACCUGCAUGAGAGAAGCAUCUUAGGAAGUCUUAGAUCAUACUUUUGAGUUUUUAACUUUAAUUUAUAUAGUUUUUUAUGUUUUAAUAUUUUUGUGAACUGGUGUAAAUUGUUAAUGCAUAUAAGCUUGUGUAUUUUUGUAAAUAGUUUUGUGAUUUAUUUCUUGCCCCAUAUGUAAAUAUUUAGAAUCUCACUUCUUCCAGACUUAUUUGAAGCCGAGUUGUGGGUUUUGGGUUUUUGUUUGUUUCUUUGGUUGGUUGGUUGGUUGGUUGGCUGGGGGUGGGGGGUUGGGGAAGGAUUUUGUACCUGGAGAUGGAGAUAUCUUGUGGUUUAAAGCAAUUGUCCCACUGAAAGAAAUUCAAAUAUCAACAGAAUUAUUUCAGGUUAAAACAGA